Babesia ovata is the source of this 1209-nucleotide messenger RNA. RefSeq lists its product as uncharacterized. NCBI's taxonomy places the organism in Eukaryota, Apicomplexa, Aconoidasida, Piroplasmida, Babesiidae. Gene Ontology annotation, molecular function: RNA binding. The record is from RefSeq and is a predicted model, not a curated record. The transcript has a single exon. Bases 1 to 1209 code for a protein of 402 amino acids.
AUGACGAAUCAUGUUUACGCCUCGGAUAACGUAGGCGUCAUCCCCGAUCCGAACGUCUUUCCAGUGAUGUUCACAGGGCCCAUAGGGCCAUCAUGCGCACACUUUCACGGGAUUCCCACGCCGUUCUUGCCUGUGGCUCCGAACGCCCUCGUGGCCCCUUACCAAAUAAACUUCGGAGAUUAUAGGAGUUCUGUAGAGGGAUGGAAAGAAAAGGAUAUACAGCGGCGACCGGUUGCUUCGUCGUACAGAAAAAUCGUGCCGGAUACGCGACUGGACCGAGGAAGGCCAUACGGGGCUACCGUUGGCGCACCUCUCAGAGCAGCGUUGUUCAUCGAAUACGCCAGGGCCGAUUUCCGACUCGUUGAAAGCGACCUAGAAGAACUAUUCAGUUACUUCGGAGGGACGUCACGAAUUUACAUAAAACGCUAUGCCGCCGCGGCUGAGAUCACGUUUACCGACGGCGCCCAAGGCCGGGCAGCAAUAGAAGAGCUCAACGGCCUCAACAUACCCAAUGUGGGUACAUUACGUUGCGUUGAACUGCAUAACGGAGACACUCUUGAACGCGCCUUGGCGAAGGCGCACCUACAUGAACAAAGGCAACCCUCCAGACCGUACCAUGCACCUCGCGGAAGCGAUGCGAGACAGACGCAUUCGACCAACAUUGAUACAAAAUGUAAGAGGGUAACGCGCCUGGAACUCAUCGACCUAUUCACUUACGAGCCCGAGUUCAACGUCGCCGCAAACAUCCUGGGACCGAACAACAGCAACAUUAAGUAUAUAAUGCGGAACUGCGGGGGGAAAGUGGAUAUAGAAAUAACAGGAAAACCACUCAACUCAGCACCCGUAUGUGAUCGCCUACACAUAUCCAUGUCAUCGCGGGAAUACCACGCCUACCUAAAGGCACUAGAUAUGUUGGAAGACCUGCUCACCACGGUAUGUGAAAAGUUCGUCGACUUCGUCCGCUCCCGAGGCAAAGUUGUCUCAAAUGUCGUUGGCUUCAAACGCCACGAGUACCAGGAAAUAAAUGGUAACCUCGAAUACAAAGGUGCCACAGAAAAAUGGAAGUCCUGGCUACACAAACGUUGCAGCACCCCUCCGUACAGGAAUGCCCAUGAUACCCGCCUACCCAGUAAAAGGGUCAACGAUCGCAGUCGCGGCAUUUACAGGGUAACCCCCCUUCCCAAGUCAAAUAUGAGGUCCGUCAGAUAA